AUGACAACCGAGCCGACACUUUAUGGCACGAGUUUCUUAUCAAGUGACGAGCGGCUGAGUGCGCGCACGAGACGACGUCGAUCACUACUUAAAUGGAGUGUUAUCGUGCUUAGUAUCUGUGGCUUAUGUGGCAUUUUCACAGUCUUUCGACUGCUUUCAAUGAUGCCACAGGAUCAUGUAGCUGUCAUAAAAACAGCGCAAUCGUCUACAGCCACUGGUGGUGCUAUCAAUGCAACAGUCUUUUGCGUACAAAGCUCGUAUCAAGAUAAUGUCACGACGAUGAUGGCACCAAUCACAGGUCUCAAGUGGACAAAACAUGAGAUAAGAGACUCCGUGUCAAGGAUUAGAGUUGAUGUAGCUACUGAAUUCCAGACGAUAUUAGGCUUUGGUGGUGCAUUUACAGAAGCAGCAGCACUGCAAUUUUAUAAAUUAUCACAGGAGAAACAGGAAGAAAUCUUAACACUCUACUUUGAUCCACACAAGGGCAGUGGCUAUACCUUUGGACGUGUGCCCAUGGGUUCGACGGAUUUCUCAGUGGAGUCGUAUAAUUUUGAUGCGAUUGUCAAUGAUACUAACCUGGUACACUUUGAUCAAGAGGUUCAGCAUGAUGAAAAAGUUGUCAUUCCAUUUAUUAAACGUGCCCUAGCACGACAACCAAAGCUCAAAUUGUUUUUCACACCAUGGAGUCCACCUGCUUGGAUGAAACGUAAAACACUCACGUAUACACCUAGUAUGCUGAAUUCAGCCAAACCCAUUGGGUUAAAAGAUGAUGUUCGUGCAACGUGGGCACUCUACUUUUCAAAAUUUGUUACGGCGUACAAACAACACAAUAUUUCAUUCUGGGGACUUACGCCGCAGAAUGAACCACAAGCUGAAGUGCCAUGGGAGUCGUGUAUGUACACGGCUGAGUAUCAAGCUGAGUUUAUUGGAAACUUUCUUGGACCUGUGCUAAAACGUGAUCAUCCUGAGCUAAUACUAAUGGUCUUUGAUCACAAUCGUGGCAGUGUCCGUCAAUGGGCAGAAGAGAUUUACAACCAUCCAACGGCGGCACAAUACGUGGACGGUAUGGCUUUCCAUUGGUACGAUAACGAACGCUACAUGGACGGUGUUGAACACCAUACGCGUUUGAAUGACACGCACUUUAUGAAUGAAAACCGAUUUAUGCUUGCUACGGAGAGCUGCAACUGUCCAGAUGUAGGCCACGGUGAUGUAGCAUGGUUUCGUGCGCAGCGUUAUGGACACGACAUCAUGACGGAUCUGAACAAUUAUGUUGCUGGGUGGGUCGACUGGAAUUUGAUACUUGACAGUAAGGGAGGACCAAACCACUUGGCAAACUUUUGUGACGCCCCCAUCAUUCUCAUGGAGGACGAAACGGAUUUCUACAUUCAGCCUAUGUACUAUUUCAUCCAGCACUUUUCCAAGUAUAUUCCUGUAGGCUCACGCCGUGUCAAAACAAAGGUAGCAUCAAAAUUUGCUCAUCCUGGCGACCCACAAUUGUUCGUCGACUAUCCAUCGAUGCUGGCUGCUUGCGACGGAAGCUCGCGUCAAAAGUGGCGUCCGACGGAUGAUGGAAAACUUGAAGUGACUGGCACUGGAUUUUGCAUUGAUCUAAAGAACACCACAUGGCAAGGACAUCAAGGUCUUUUGGUAGAUUGCAGGUACACGCAGCAGCACUGGAUAUAUGAGAUUGGGAGCGGCCGCAUUCGCAUGGGAGACUACUGCAUCUCGCUGAACCACGGCUCGACUCAGGAUGGUGUACGGAUUAGCACCAAUUUGUGUCAGAAAGAGGUGGUACCGCACCAGCAGUGGAGGUUCGACGCCAAAGACGGCACUAUGCGCUCAUAUGCGUCGACGACAGACCAGUGCGUGACUGCCGGUUAUGCUUUCGUUCAAGCCGCUGCCUUCGUGACUCCGGAGAACCGCAAAGUGCUUGUGGUGAUGAAUGAAAACACGGAAUCAGCUGAUUUCGAGCUGCAGGUUGGCGGCGUUGCACUAGAGACGACGGUGCCAGCUCGAGCCAUUCGGACGUUUACUUGGGAGUAA
Messenger RNA from Peronospora belbahrii, 2043 nucleotides. The record is from the annotation of a GenBank genome assembly. NCBI's taxonomy places the organism in Eukaryota, Oomycota, Peronosporomycetes, Peronosporales, Peronosporaceae.